Molecule: messenger RNA, 4104 nt
Organism: Apodemus sylvaticus (European woodmouse)
Lineage: Eukaryota; Metazoa; Chordata; Mammalia; Rodentia; Muridae
Gene: Yes1
Product: YES proto-oncogene 1, Src family tyrosine kinase
Exons: 12
Coding region: 147-1772 (541 amino acids)
Biological process (GO): cell differentiation; cell surface receptor protein tyrosine kinase signaling pathway; innate immune response
Cellular component (GO): extrinsic component of cytoplasmic side of plasma membrane
Molecular function (GO): signaling receptor binding; non-membrane spanning protein tyrosine kinase activity; ATP binding
Source: RefSeq, a predicted model, not a curated record
UCCUGCGGGAGUCCGUGUAGUGGUCCAGCCUAUGUGGCGCCGCCGCUGCACCCUGCGUCCUAAAGGGCGUGGGGUCACUCGCGAGUGAGGGCAAUCAGGAGGUAGAGGAGCGGACCCUUCUCGUCCUAGCUGCUGGAGAUUUGAUAAUGGGCUGCAUUAAAAGUAAAGAAAACAAAAGUCCAGCCAUUAAAUAUACACCGGAAAAUCCUACAGAGCCUGUAAGCACAAGUGCCAGUCAUUAUGGAGUGGAACACACUACAGUUGCCCCAACCUCUCCCACAAAGGGAACAUCAGUUAAUUUUAACAGUCUUUCCAUGACACCCUUUGGAGGGUCCUCAGGGGUGACUCCUUUUGGAGGAGCAUCUUCUUCAUUCUCAGUGGUGCCAAGUUCAUAUCCUACAGGUUUAACAGGUGGUGUCACUAUAUUUGUGGCCUUAUAUGAUUAUGAAGCUAGAACUACAGAAGACCUUUCUUUUAAGAAGGGUGAAAGAUUUCAAAUAAUUAACAAUACGGAAGGAGACUGGUGGGAAGCAAGAUCAAUUGCUACUGGAAAGAAUGGUUAUAUCCCUAGCAAUUAUGUAGCGCCUGCAGAUUCCAUUCAGGCAGAAGAGUGGUAUUUUGGCAAAAUGGGGAGAAAAGAUGCCGAAAGAUUACUUCUGAAUCCUGGGAAUCAGCGAGGCAUAUUCUUAGUAAGAGAAAGUGAAACUACUAAAGGUGCUUAUUCCCUCUCAAUUCGUGAUUGGGAUGAGGUAAGGGGUGACAAUGUGAAGCAUUACAAAAUCAGAAAACUUGACAAUGGUGGAUACUAUAUCACAACCAGAGCUCAGUUUGAUACUCUGCAGAAACUGGUGAAGCAUUACACAGAACAUGCUGAUGGAUUAUGCCACAAGUUAACAACUGUGUGUCCAACUGUGAAACCCCAGACUCAAGGUCUAGCAAAAGAUGCUUGGGAAAUCCCCCGAGAAUCUUUGCGACUAGAAGUUAAAUUAGGUCAAGGAUGCUUUGGCGAAGUGUGGAUGGGAACAUGGAAUGGAACUACUAAAGUAGCAAUCAAAACAUUAAAACCAGGUACAAUGAUGCCAGAAGCAUUCCUUCAAGAAGCUCAGAUAAUGAAAAAAUUAAGACAUGAUAAACUUGUUCCACUCUAUGCAGUUGUUUCAGAAGAGCCAAUUUAUAUUGUCACUGAGUUUAUGUCAAAAGGGAGCUUGUUAGAUUUCCUUAAAGAAGGAGAUGGAAAAUAUUUGAAGCUUCCACAGCUGGUUGAUAUGGCUGCUCAGAUUGCUGACGGCAUGGCAUAUAUUGAAAGAAUGAACUAUAUUCACCGAGAUCUCCGAGCUGCUAAUAUUCUUGUAGGAGAAAAUCUUGUAUGCAAAAUAGCAGAUUUUGGCUUAGCAAGAUUAAUUGAAGACAAUGAAUACACAGCAAGACAAGGUGCAAAAUUUCCAAUCAAGUGGACAGCUCCCGAAGCUGCUCUAUAUGGUCGAUUUACGAUAAAGUCAGAUGUGUGGUCAUUUGGAAUUCUACAGACAGAGCUGGUAACAAAAGGAAGAGUGCCAUAUCCAGGUAUGGUAAACCGUGAAGUGUUGGAACAAGUAGAGCGGGGAUACAGAAUGCCUUGCCCUCAGGGCUGUCCAGAAUCCCUCCAUGAAUUGAUGAAUCUUUGCUGGAAGAAGGAUCCUGAUGAAAGACCAACAUUUGAAUAUAUUCAGUCCUUCUUGGAAGACUACUUCACUGCUACAGAGCCACAGUACCAACCAGGAGAAAAUUUGUAAUCCAAAUAGCCUGUGUGCACAGAUCUGCCAAAACAUAAAGACCUUGUGUGAGUUCUUCCUGCACAGGAAUGAAAAGAUACUCUUCACUCUGCAUGUUUCUUAUGGUAAACUGGAAUUCCAGAUAUGGUUAUUCAAAACCACUAAACUCUAAAGUACCAAUGAUGCAUCUUAUAACUUACUUCAGGGUCCAGAGAAAGUAGAGCUAGAUAUUAUGACUGUGGAUGAUAGCAUAGUAAGAAAGAGCAACAGGACUACUGCUUACUAGUCAUUGCUUUUUCUUCCCCAAACUCAGAAUUGCCAAGAGAAAACUAUUGUUAUGUACAAAACUUGGCUGUUACACUACAGUAAAAUCUAAAAUCAAAGAAUUUCACAGGACCAAAUAAUUCCAUUCCAGUUUUUUAAAUUUUCUAGAAUUUUUUUUCUCAAAAGUUUUUUUCAUUUUGUUUUGUUUUUUCCCUGUUUAAUAGUCAGCAUGCAGUCUUACCAGAGGCCUCCUUUUGUGUGAAAAUGGGCCAAGUCUUCCAAAUGCAAAAAAAAAUGAAUUAUAAACAGCAUCAAAAACUUGAUUAAAUGCUAGGCCACAGCCAUGGAAUUUAGAAGUAUAAUACAGUAUGUUCAUAUUUUGUCCAUAAAACUGGAAAGCAAAAAAACCAAGUUUUUCAUAUCAGUCAUGUCAGCUUUGUUCAGCUUUGAAUAAUGAAGGUAACCAGAAAGUAGAUUAAUCUUUUGCAAGGAUGUAUGAAUUUUUUUAAAGGUUAUAUACAAUUGAAAUUAUUCUAUCCAAUCUAAGGGAAAAAUCUUUUAAUACUUGCAUAGCAUAAAAAUAAAAACCUAACAUUUACCCAAUCAAUUUUUAAAAAAUAAAUGGAGUACUAUGAGAUGUUGUUAAUAUGUUUUUAUGGUUAUGGGCUCCACAAAUAGAAAACAUCACUAGAUCAGGGACUUGAAUGCACUUUGCUUAUAUUGAGUAUAGAAUAGGAGAGAAGAAAAUGUAUUUAAAGAAAUAUGAGAGAAGACAUAUGAAAGUUCCACAGAUAAUGGGCUGGGCUGGAAUGUUUAAUGUUGGUGUUGUGGAGUGACAACAUGGCUUUCUGGCACUCAGAGCUCCUCAUUAGUGGUUUUCUUAGACUUAAAAAGUUAUAAAGUUUGAUUGUAAAACUAAUUUUCUUAUCAUAUACACUAAAUAAGGUUUACCUCCUCAGAAUAGUAAAGAUAAGGCUUUACCCUAAUUUCAGUGGCCCAGCUUUUAUACAGAACCUUUUAGAACACCAAGUUUCAAAUUCCUGUUGGAAACUUUACUUACAUUUCAAAUAUACUUGAUGGUUAUGGUUAUCAUAGUUUCCUUUUAUAAGAUAAUCGAGGAAGAACACUUACUCUGAGUAACCAUAAUAUAAGGGGGAGGGGAAUUUUGCCCACUUAAAGUGCAGAUGUAAAACAUUUAAAAUGAGAGUUUUUCUAACUCGGAAAAUAUGAAAUAUUAAUUUGAACUGAGUAGUGUUAUGGUUUAAGGAUCUAACGAGAAAAAUUUGAGUCUGCUAAAUGAAAUAAAAGUCUAAUAUUUAUGUUUUAAAAUGCUUUAUUUUAUAGUUAUACUUUAAGGCAUUAUAUCAAGUUCUUUUUAUUUUCAGAAUUUAAUUUUAAACUACCAUCAGUAAAUGUAAAAAUGUGUGCCAUGGUAAACAUGUUCAAAUUUAAACCUUUUUAAAUGUGACAAGUGAACUUCAUCCAAGUUGGCAAAAGUUCUGGUACUAAAAGUUGUAUUUGUGUUUCUUUUAUUUAACCUAUUCAGUACUGAAUCCUCUGCCAAGAGGGUCUCCUGAGAAGACUGGGUCCUAUUGCCCUGAUGUCUACAGUUUGUGACAUGAGUGUUUUAAAGGACUUCUUAUGAACUAUGGCAUUAUAGUUUAUCUAAGCAUUCUUUAAAGGGUAAUAAAAUUGUGUUUAUGUACUAAUGCUGAUCAGAAAAAUAAGACAGAAAAAAUUGAUGGCAUUCUUUAGAUUUUAACUAAAUGGAGCAGCUCCUUAUAAUAAAAAUUGUAUAGUAAAGAUGGAACACUAACUUAAUAUGUUUUCAGUUUGAAUUGUUAUGUAUUUUUUAAUUAUUGAGAAAAAAUACUUUUGUACAUUUGAAGAUUUUUUUUUCAACAGAUUUCAUCUGUAUUGUCUUAACAUGGAACUUUAACACCCUUACCAAAAAUGAAAGUUGGCAAAAGCAGCCUUCUAGCACAAACACUUUUUUAAAUAAAUAAUGGUAGCCUAAAACUUAAUAUUUUUAUAAAAUAUUGUAAUAUUGUUUUGUGAAUAAUUAAAAUAAAAUUCUUUGUUGAAUGCA